ACCGUGCUGAAGUGAUUUAGUUGCACACGCGGCGCUGACAGUCAUUUUGCCAAUGCGGCUGCUUAGCUAGCUGUGAAGACUGUUUCGUUUGUCUUUACCAAGACUCAAGUAACGUUAGUUGUUCUUCAGCAGCAUGUAGGCGCUAGCGGCACUUGCACUGGCUAUUUCAUCAUUAUUAUUCUUUUAAUGUUGGUAAAUGAAUAUAGCCCGAGUCUCGUAGCGAAGUCGGAAAAAAGGGUGGUAUUCGUGAAGACAGUAUAAAUAUAGGAAGUCAGCUGGAACAUUAACAUUCACGGACAAUGAUCUCAUCAGCGUUUGGAAAACAGGACACUGUGAUCGAGGACAGCGAUGGUGUAUGCUGCAAGCGCAUACGAAUAGCCGCUGCUCUGCACCAUGUCGCUCGUGCCGUGUGUCUGGCAUUAGCGCUGUCCACACUGUCUUAUCUCGGCUCGCGUCAAAGAUGGGCAAUGAAAUAUACCGUGGCAGUGUGCAGAGUCCGGCGCUACGAUCCGCCCAAGCAGGGCAAUCCCUUUAGCGACCCAGAGGCAGAGGGAGAAGGAGCUUACCUGCAGCCGACAAACACAGCAGCUUAUCCUGCUUACGGGCAGUAUGCCCAGCAGCGGGCUUCUCCCAAUGGAUGGGGGAGGCAUGCAGCGCACCGACGCCCGUAUGGACAUACCGUACGAGAUCGCAUGCAUGCGCGACCGGCAACAUUAAAUACCAACUGGCAAUGUCCGUGGAUAGGUGCACCUGCAGAAAACAAGCGUAUUGACUAUGGCCAGUGUUACUUUGGCAAGAAUAGCAUGCUUUGUGAUUCAAUGAUGUCAACUGCUGGAGCAAGCAUCGCUUUACUUCUGGUCUUCUGGUUAAGGGAGUGUUACAUGGCCAUACAGACAGCACGCUGGAAGAGGAAACUACCCAUGUACAGCCAGCCGCCGUUCGUAAUCUGCGGCUUUCUGGCGCUUGAGAUGCUGGCAAUGCUGAUACUGCUGUGUGUGUGGUCUGUCAGUAGCCAUGUGGCAGCACAGAAUGUAGACAGAUGUGAAGACAUCGCUCGCCAAUCACGCUACACUGAUUGCCAACGCGCCCACAUUUACCCAUAUCGUCAGGAGCAAGAGUGCAUACCGGAAAAAUAUGUUGAUGGCUUCGUGUGGAGGCUCUGGAAUGACAGGUACAGGCAGAACGUCCCGGCUAAGCGUGUCAUCAAACUGGCUACAUCGACCGCCUCCGCUCUGGCAUUAGUGAUUGCAGCAUCAUUCUUUCGGAUAUUGAUGCAUUACCAGAGAUCUGGAUCGCAUUAUGGCGGUGGCGGCUCACCACCUGUCCAGUACUCCCAACUCUCUCAGAUUGAUGAUUCACUGUGAAGACGACACACACGCCUUCACAUAUACACCGGGCCUGGUUAAACCUUCUUGCAGUACUCCUGCAGUCCUGGGUGGUCAGACCCUAUUGAAGCCGGUUGGUGAUCACAGUAUUACAGCGCUACAGGCAUUCGCAUGUAUUUCCUUUGACACAUGCAUCAUGAAUGACUUGAUAUAAGAAAGACAGGUAUCGCAUGACUUGUCACAUUCAGAUCCCUGUUUCUGCUACAUGUAUAUUAACAUUGAUUCACUUGCAAAAGCCAAAAGCGUAUCCGAUUUCAAUGCUGGAUAGUUGGCUGUAUGAGAUCUCACACAUCAUUCUUAGCUGUUGGGUUUACAUGUAGAUACAUGACUUGCAGUGUAGAUGCUGAGCAGUCUAGUACUGCUAAGCUGCAGGGCCCGGCCAGCCACUACAGUAGCUACUUGUUCAGCAGAUUGUUGAUUACGAGCACGUAUGCACUCAUGCGAAUGGACAUGUAUAUCUUUGACCGGCAUUACUUCAGUAAAAUGUACAUUUACAAAAAAAAGUAGUUGCAGCGCUUGCAUUUGCAUGAGAGUGUUGAUAUCUGUCUUGUGUCUCAUCCCCCCCAACCAGGCAAACCACUAGAUUGGCCAUUCCACUGGCAAAUUGAGUAAUUUACCAAACAAACUGUAGCAAAUUCCCCGCUAUUUUGCUGUGAAUUUGGCCAAUAUUGAACGCAGAUUGUGCCAUGAAUUUUGAGCUUUUCUUCCGCGAUUUUCCCCGGGGACAGAUACGGCUAAGAG
Molecule: messenger RNA, 2126 nt
Organism: Sycon ciliatum
Lineage: Eukaryota; Metazoa; Porifera; Calcarea; Leucosolenida; Sycettidae
Exons: 3
Coding region: 300-1364 (354 amino acids)
Source: RefSeq, a predicted model, not a curated record